Molecule: messenger RNA, 789 nt
Organism: Triticum turgidum subsp. durum (durum wheat)
Lineage: Eukaryota; Viridiplantae; Streptophyta; Magnoliopsida; Poales; Poaceae
Source: the annotation of a GenBank genome assembly
AUGAAGUGCCCUUCCGAUUCCUCGGCUGCUCAUGAUCCUCCUCCCGCUUCUGCCGGUGGCGGCUCCAGCGAGCCAGCCAAGAAGCGGCAGCGGACCUCGAGCUCGAGCCAGGCUGAGGCAUCCUCGUCCUCACAGCCUCCACCGGCGCCGCCGGGGGACGCGAGAGAGGUGCCGGAUCUGGGGGAGGACGUGAUGUUCGAGGUGCUGCGGCGGGCGGAGGCGCGGACGCUGGCCGCCGCGGCGUGCGUGAGCCGGGGCUGGCGGAUCCUCGCGCAGGACGAGCGGCUGUGGGAGGCGCCGUGCGUGAGGGAGUGGACCGGCCUCGGCUUCUCGGAACAGCUGCUCCGCGACGUCGUGCUCUCUUUCGGCGGCUUCCGCCGCCUGCACGCCGUCUCCAUCCGGGCCCGACGGCGGUUCGGCGUUGGCUGCGGGAACUGGCACGGCGUGCAGACGCCGGGACAGGGGAGGAGGAGGGGGCUGCCGUGGACCGUCGACGAGCACAGGUUGUUGAAGCUGAUCAUGCUCCAAGUGUGGCUAUACUGGUUGUUGAAGCUGAUCAUGCCUUGUUCUUUGGCCAGGUUGUUCCUCUUAGGCCUGAAGACGUACGGAAGAGGGGAUUGGAGGAACAUAUCACGCAACUUCGUGCGGACGAGGACGCCGACGCAGGUGGCCAGCCACGCUCAGAAGUACUUCAUCAGGCUCAGCUCAGGGGCGGCAAGGAGGUCGAGCAUCCACGACAUCACCACAGUUCACCUGACCGACGACCAGCCUCCCUCGCCGUCCCAGUGA